CAGGUUUGAACCACAGGCACCACAGGUUUGAACUGUUUCAACGGGAGUCAUGGCAAAACGGACGGAGUAGCCACUGCGUGGCCUCGCAAUCCCAGCGACCCGACGAGCUCACAAAGCGGUGCUCGGAAGACGACCCUCCCAAAGCCGACGACGCGCACUCACCCCUGUGGACAGCGAAGAAACAUCGUCGCACUGUGACAACGGCGACUAGUGCACAGCAUUUAUUUUUUGUUGGCGUUCGUUUCAUAAAACCCGUCUAUAAGGAGCUUGUGACCACCCUGAAAGGCUUGACGAGCUAUGUGCUCGUAUUCAUGUUGGUGCCACGAGGUGGGCCUUUCGGGCAUGCCAGGGAGGAUGAGAGGCUGUCCCUAAACCGCCUACUUGUACAAAAAGGUGUUGCCCUCGGCGUUACCAUAGUGAAUGUCGACCGACCACCUGUUCCUCAACCGAGGCAACAUUGUCAACCUCGACAAGCUGGCUACCGACCAGUACAACGUGUGCCUUGUCCGCGGCAUCCAGCGCCUUGCAUUUGCGCUCGGCAAGGCACUCGCAAAACUUUAUGUCUGGAAUUCCUCAUGACCUCGACUUUAACUAAGCUCCCCUUCGUUCACGUCUCCGGUCUCCGCUGAAGAUAAGCGCCACACAGCGGAAUGCGGAGAGAAAAGCCAGCAGGCGUC
Ixodes scapularis (black-legged tick) is the source of this 677-nucleotide messenger RNA. RefSeq lists its product as uncharacterized. Lineage: Eukaryota; Metazoa; Arthropoda; Arachnida; Ixodida; Ixodidae. The record is from RefSeq and is a predicted model, not a curated record. The transcript is spliced from 4 exons. The coding region runs from base 312 to 629 and encodes 105 amino acids.